Lactuca virosa is the source of this 1693-nucleotide messenger RNA. NCBI's taxonomy places the organism in Eukaryota, Viridiplantae, Streptophyta, Magnoliopsida, Asterales, Asteraceae. The record is from the annotation of a GenBank genome assembly.
CAUCCAGUUUUCAUUAUACACUUGAACAGGUGAUACGAAACAACACAGCGAACACACUUCUCUGAUAUACGCUAUGAAUCUUCCUUCUUUCUCUACUACUCUACACAUAUCAACUGGAUCUUCACAAAUGUCUUCAAAGAUGAUAACAAUGAGCAGAAUAACUUCAUCAUCAUCGUCUCCACCGCCGGUGAAGACAUCAAUAACGUCGCAGCCGACUUCGUUACCGAUCCGUACAGUCCCCGGCAGCUACGGAUUGCCGUUGAUUGGACCGUUCAUUGACCGGCUUAACUACGCCUGGUUUCAAGGCUCCGAAGAUUUUUUCCGGAAGAGGAUUGAGAAGAAUCAGAGCACGGUGUUCCGGACGAAUGUUCCGCCGUCGUUCCCGUUUUUUCUCGCUAAUCCGAACGUCGUUGCGGUGCUAGAUUGCAAAUCCUUUGCUCAUAUGUUUGAUAUGGAACUCGUGGAGAAGAAGGACAUUCUCGUCGGUGAUUUCAUGCCUAGCACUAAAUUCACCGGAGAUCGGCGUGUUUGUGCUUAUCUAGAUACAGCUGAGCCUCAACAUGAACAGAUAAAAAACUUCACAAUGGACAUACUCAAACGAAGCUCCACCAUAUGGAUCCCAACCCUAACAACGUUACUAGACACCAUGUUUGACACCAUCGAAUCCCAACUACCCUCCGGUCCAGUCAACUACCUCAUACCAAUCCAAAAAUUCAACUUCUCCUUCUUAUCGCGUGUCAUCGCCGGAGCCAAUCCGGAAAACUCACCGGACAUCGCCGCCAACGGUUACAUCCGAAUGGACCGGUGGCUCGCAGUUCAACUCCUCCCAACCGUCCCAAUCACCGCCUUCCAACCGCUAGUAGAAAUCUUCCUCCAUUCCUUCCCUUACCCUCACUUCCUUGUAAGCAACGACUACAAUAAACUCUACGGAUUCAUCGAGAAAGAGGGCAAAGACGUCAUUUCACGUGGCCAAACCGACUUUAACCUAACCAAAGAAGACGCAAUUCAUAAUCUCUUAUUCACCCUCGGCUUCAAUGCCUUCGGCGGCUUCUCGAUAUUUUUACCGAGUCUUUUAUCUGCGUUAGGAUCCGCAGACCAGCGGAUCCAGGAAAAUCUCCGACAGGAAGUCAGAGAAAAAACCGGAUCCGGAGAAUCUGGAUCCGGUUUAACUUUCAGGGCCGUAAACGAAAUGGAGCUGGUCCAGUCUUUCGUUUACGAAACCCUGAGACUUAACCCGCCCGUACCGUUACAGUACGGGCGGGCAAGGAAGGACUUCAACCUCUCUUCCCAUGACUCAACUUUUAAUAUCAAAAAAGGUGAACUACUUUGUGGGUUCCAACCUUUGGUGAUGAAAGACCCGAAAAUAUUUGAUGACCCGGAGAGUUUUAUUGUGGAUCGGUUUAUGAACGAGGGGAAAGAGUUGUUGACUUAUUUGUAUUGGUCAAACGGGCCACAGAACGGGACCCCGGGUGCUUCGAACAAGCAGUGUGCGGGAAAAGACUUUGUUACCCUUACGGCGUCGAUGUUUCUCGCACACUUGCUUAUGCGGUAUGAUUCGGUUACGAUCGCGGAUGGUUCAUUUUCGGUCCUUGAAAAAGCAAAGCAAUGAGUAUAAAAAGUUAUAAGUGCUUUUAAGAGUUUUUUUUUAAAUGUAUGCUUUUAAAGAAGUUAAAUAUGUAUAUGGAUGUUGUAA